AUGGGCACCAAGUCGCUUGUUGUCACCCUCAACCUCGACAUGGGGCCUGAAUUCCUCGAGGCCUGUUUGGACGUUUCCAAACAGCCUGGGAACUAUUCACCUGUUUCCUCCACUGACACACUCGCCUCUACCCCUGCAUCCUUGUCCAAGGUCGUCAUCAGCUCCGAGGUCAUUCCCCGACUGGCCGAUAAAUAUGCCAACGCUUAUACGGAUUUUUACGGUAGUAUGACCCCUUGUAUCUAUAAGACUGGACCUGAGUGGCACAAACGCUCGGGCAACCAGGCCCAGGGGAUAUACCGAGCCGCUCGUCCUAUCUACAAUCACCCUAUUCGCCCUUUUUGGCUCUCUAUUGGGUGGAGCAUCGUCGCCAAACUCGACUCUCUCAAGGUGGACUGGAAUGCCAUCAAUCCCCUCGCCUACGCCGACGCUGGAGAGGCCAAUCCAUUCUGCCCCUUCGUCAUUACCAUUGGCGUCGAGCCUUACUCCCUCCUUUACGAUGAUGCCGUUGCCGCUGGAGAUGCCGUCCUCAGCAUCCUCAAGGACGCUGGCUUUCCUGGCAUCCAAGUGGCCUUUAUCGAAUCCCGUCUUCAUCGUUCCGCCCGUCCCAAGCUCCUCUCGUUCGAACCUCCCUUCGAUCCUGACCCUAAGCUUCGCAAGGACUUCAGCCACGCUCUAAGUCUACCGAUCGCACCCCUAAAGUCUCCUAAUUUCGAAGGGACCGGCGCUCUUUAUUUCCGCCUCAACAAGGACAACGACCGGGUCGCGCUCCUCACCUGCGCCCAUGUUGCCCGUCCCCCUCCCCUCUUCCAAAACACGACCAUGACGCGGACGAAGACGAGCGAGGCUCGCGAGGAUAUCAUCGCCCUCGGUACCUUUGCCUUUGAGAAAGCCGUAACGGCCAUCAUGAAGGAGAUCGGCGACCAGGUCAUCUUCAUCGAAGAUUGGAACAAGUCUCUCAAGAAGCUGGGAGACGAGGUCAAAGGAGAAGACCCCUUCAGAACCGAUCAGCGUAACGAGAUCAAGAACUUGAUAGAGACGGCGAGGAAGAAGAUCGACAGAGCGAACAAGCUCCACGGCGGGGUUACCAAAUACCGUAUUCCCGCUAUGCAGCGAGUCAUUGGCUCUGUUCUACAUUGCGAGAAGAUCGAGGUCGCUGUCGGAGCCCACCAGUUUACCAAAGACUGGAGUUUCAUCGAAAUAGACCGCGAGAUGAUAGAUUGGGAGAGUUUCAACGGCAAUAAGAUAUACGUCAGAGGGAAUCAGACAGCAGCCGAUUUUGCCAACCUCAUGUUCCCCCGGGCUACUGAUCGAAAGAAAUUCAACUUGCCCGAGAACGGCCUCCUCCAGGCUUUCGGCGUUGUUCCUGAGUCCGAAUUCAACAAGCCCCAGGACCUCGAUAUUCACAACAUGAAGGCCUUGCUCUGCACCAAGCACGGUCGAUCCACACGUACCACCUUUGGUCGUGUUAAUGGUUUGGAGUCUUUCACCCGCCACUAUAAAGAGUACAACAUCCACAAGGUCUAUCGAAAUUGCGGUGCUCGGCUACGACACGUCGAACCUCAAGUACACCAAGUUCUCCGACCCUGGUGA
Molecule: messenger RNA, 1590 nt
Organism: Cyclocybe aegerita
Lineage: Eukaryota; Fungi; Basidiomycota; Agaricomycetes; Agaricales; Hemipholiotaceae
Source: the annotation of a GenBank genome assembly